AGAAGCGGAAGAUUCAUGUGCUUCAGUGAGAGGAAAAAAACAGCUUAGUACAUUGACAUUUUGCUGUAUAGAAGGAGAAUCCUUAACUUUCCUGGGAUUUAUAGCAUAAAUGCUUAAAUUACACUGAUUUCAGCCCUGAAAAUUAGAAUUUCCUGGGAUGGAAGAUGGAAGACAGAGGAUCUCGGGUUGCUGACUAUUUUGUUGUGGCGGGAUUAACUGAUAUUUCAAAACCACUAGAGGAGGAAAUCCACUUCAAUGAUGCUUGUCAUAAACUCGCAAAGCCAAAAGAACCAAUCACAGAUGUGGCGGUGAUAAUUAAAUCUCUUGGGGAAGAGGUCCCUCAUGGGUACAAGUGCAUCGAUGUCACUCCGUCAGGAUUGUCAGCUGAUCUCAACAAUGGCAGCCUUAUGGGGCCCCAAAUAUAUAUGUGCUACAGGAGAGGAAGGGAUAAACCCCCACUUACUGAUCUGGGGGUUUUAUAUGAUGGGAAAGAGAGAUUAAAACAAGGAUGUGAAAUCAUUCAGACCACUCCAUCUGGCCGCCCUGCAAAUAUCAGUAGUGGUGCCUCGUCACAGAAAGUGUACAUAACCUAUCGAAGAGCUUUGGAGAAUAUGACGCAGAACACCUUGGCGGUCACAGACAUAUGUAUAAUUAUCCCAAGUAAGGGGGAAACCCCUCCACACACCUUCUGUAAAGUUGACAAGAAUCUGAACAAUAGCAUGUGGGGCUUAGCAGCCUACUUGUGUUAUAAGAAGUCGGUGGCAAAAACAAACACCAUAUCAUAUAAAGCAGGUCUAAUAUGUAGAUAUCCAGAAAAAGACUACGAUUCAUUUCCUUUGCCAGAAUCAGUACCUCUCUUUUGCCUCCCAAUGGGUGCAACAAUUGAAUGUUGGCCUUCUGAUAGCAAAUAUCCCCUCCCAGUAUUUUCUACAUUUGUGCUAACUGGAGCCUCAGCUGAAAAGGUCUAUGGUGCUGCUAUUCAGUUCUAUGAAACAUACUCUGAGGAAGAUCUCACCGAAAAACAGAAAUCUCAGUUGGGUUUUAUGACCAUACCCAGCUCUAAAACAGUUCAGACUAAUAAAUGCAUCUGCCUUCUGUCCCACUGGCCAUUCUUUGACGCUUUCAAGAAAUUUCUUACUUUUCUGUAUCGCUAUUCAAUAUCUGGUCCACAUGUUCUUCCUAUUGAGAAGCAUAUUUCCCAUUUUAUGCACAAAGUUCCUUUUCCAUCUCCACAAAGACCAAGGAUUUUAGUUCAGCUAUCACCCCAUGAUAAUCUGAUUCUUAGUCAGCCCAUAUCAUCACCUCUACCACUGAGUGGAGGGAAGUUUUCUGCUCUUCUGCAGAAUCUUGGGCCUGAGAAUGCUGUAAACCUCCUUGUAUUUGCGGUGACUGAACAUAAAAUCCUUAUCCACUCUUUACGUCCUUCGGUCCUUACCAGCGUAACAGAAGCCCUGGUCUCUAUGAUAUUUCCUUUCCACUGGCCAUGCCCGUACAUUCCUCUCUGCCCUUUAGCCCUGGCUGAUGUUUUGAGUGCACCCUGUCCGUUCAUAGUAGGAAUUGAUUCCAGAUAUUUUGAUCUCUAUGACCCUCCACCAGAUGUUAGCUGUGUUGACCUAGAUACAAACACCAUUUCACAGCCAGGUGAUAAGAGAACGAUUGCAUGGAAGACCUUGCCAAAGAAACCUUGUAAAAAACUGAUGAACACUCUAAAUAACUUAUAUCAACAGCUAGCAGCAUUGCAGCAAAGACCACGAGAUGAUGCUUUAAUGGAACUGGCUAUGAAUGACUAUGAUUUUCAUUCAGGCUCGAAGCUGCAUCUAUUAGAUAUGGAAAUUCAAGAGGCCUUUCUCACUUUUAUGGCUUCUAUCCUAAAAGGUUACAGAUCCUAUCUAAGACCUAUUACCCAAGCCCCUUCUGAAACGGCAACCGAUGCAAGCUCCCUUUUUGAACUACAAGGAUUCUUAAAAAGCCGUGAUCGUUCACAUCAAAAGUUUUAUACUAUGAUGACUAAGACACAAAUGUUCAUUCGCUUCAUUGAAGAAUGCUCUUUUGUUAGCGAUAAAGAUGCAAGCCUUGCAUUUUUUGAUGACUGUGUAAAUAAAAUGGAUGUAGACAGGACAGGUGAUACCCGCCUUAUAGAACUUGACGAGUCCCACAAGAGCGAGCACACUGUCUUCAUAACACCCCCAGAGAUCCCUCAUCUCCCCAAUGGAGAGGAGCUCCCAUUUCAAUACAG
Molecule: messenger RNA, 2236 nt
Organism: Python bivittatus (Burmese python)
Lineage: Eukaryota; Metazoa; Chordata; Lepidosauria; Squamata; Pythonidae
Source: RefSeq, a predicted model, not a curated record